AAGAGUAGCCAGUGCUCUUAACUGCUGAGCCAUCUCUCAAGCCCCAUAAAUCUUAUUUUAAUUCCCCUGUUCUUGUACAAUACAAGCACAAAUGUGAGGGUUUUGCCUGUUACAUUUUACUAGUUGUGGAGACUGAAUCCAGGGCUUUCUGCUGUUGCGUAAGUGUUCUACCACUGACCUAUACGUCCCGGUUAGAGAUGGUUGUAAACUGCCAUGUGAAUGCUCCAUCCUCUGGAGGAGCAGCAAGUGCUCUUAACCACUGAGCCAUCUUCAAGCCUCUGCUUUUUAAACUUCAAGUGUCUCUAAGUGUCCCAGAUUCACACUGAAUUCACGCAGACAGGGCUUGAAUUUGUGAUUAUCCUUCCUUAAUUUCUAGAGUAGCUGGAGCUACAGGCCUUUGUGAUAUAAUCCAGGAUGGUAUUAAACUCACAGUGUAGCUCAAGUUAGUUUUAAACUUGUCAUCCUGCUUCAGCCUUCCAAGUGCUGGGAUUGAAUUUGUGAACCACCAUGGCUAGUUUGAAAUGUCUAAUCCAGGUAUCAAGAUUCUACGUGACAGAAGAUCUGGGCUUUAAACCAAAUCAAACCCCUUUUGGCCUUCAUUUGGAAGGGCUCUGUUGGUAGGGUGUUUGCCUAGCAUUUGUGAAGCCCUGGGUUUCAUGCCCAGCACCUCACACACUGGGCUUAGUGAUGCAGUUGUGUAGUCACAGCACUCAGGUGCAAGCAGAGGAAUUAGAAGUUCAAGGUCAUCCUCAGCUACAUAGGAAGUUGGAGGCCAGCCUGGGUUCUGCUGUUUUGCUUCCAGGCCCAUCUCUACUUUGGAAUCCUUUACCUCCAUCCCUUCCUCAUAUUCUCAUCACUUUCCUUGAUUUGAUGGGGUUUUGUUUUUUGUGUUUGUUUGUUUGAGACAGGGUUUCUCUGUAACUUUGAAGCCUGUCCUGGAACUCACUCUGUAGAUCACGCUGGCCUGGUCUCCCAGAGAUCCACCUGCUUCUGCUUCCCAAGUGCUGGGACUAAAGGUGUGCACCGCCAUUUGGUGAUAUUUUUAUGUGUUCAAAGACUUACUUAUUUUGUGGAGACAGUCCCAAUGUGCUGCCCAAGCUGGCUUUAGACUCUUCAAUCAAGCGAUAUUCCUGCUCGAGCCCCCCUCUUACAUGCCCACUCCCAGUGGCUGGGAUGCAGGCACCUUCCACUCUGUCUAUCUACCAAUGACAUCCUUUACUUUCCUUAUUGAGACCCUUAAUGGGUGUUGCUGGAGUUUCCUACUCAAGCAUCUAUCUUACAAGUAAGUUCUGGCCUAGUCCAUUGUUGUACCCUAUGUGCCUAAAAGCCUCUUACUCACUGAAAGCACCUCAGGUGAUGAAUCGCCACAGUGUCAUCUGUCUAAACUCCAAGUCAUGACUGCUUGGCUGCUGAAGUGGAGAACCCUGAAGGUGGGCAUUCCACCUGGAUCAUACCAACACUGUGUUGUUCCAUAAUAUAGUUCAUUUACUGUUUGUCCGCCCAAAGGUUUGUGUGUGAGAAGGUUGGUCUCCAGUGUGAUGGUAUUGAAAGAUGGUACCUUCUUAAGAGCUAGUUCCUGAAGGAAGAUGAUUACCUGGCUUUUCCUGGGGUGUGGUGUUAUCUUUCUUGUACAAAGAAAAGCCUGUCUGAAGGUCAGAAAAUGGAGCUUGCCACUACCUAACCCACAGAGGUCUGAAGGUAUUUCUGUUCACACCAGAUGAGAGGAAAGGGUAGAAAGAGACCUUUCAGGUCCAGCUUGGUGAAGCCAGUGAUUUUAUUGAGUUACCUACAGAAGCAUGGGUGGCUCCAGGAGCUGCCAUCGGCAGAAGGCUCCUUGGACAUAGUUGAGAAACUGACUGCACUGUGAGGCAAUCCCAGCAGACUGGAGGGGUGACUGGUCAGCAGGUGGAUGUUUGUAGUGGGAGGCCACCUGGAUGGACAGCUGCAUGGACAGAAGCUGAACUCAGGCUUGCCGGCAUUUUGCUUGUCUUGGAUAUGGAAUUCUGAAAGCACAAGAGGGCAGACCCAACAGUGUUGAGAGCUCUGAGCCACCUUUGGGUAGGUUUGGCUAAUCUCAUCCCCAGGGUCAAGAUCCAAACUGCUCAAAGAAAACCCUGGUCAUCGAAGAGGCCGCCGGGAGGCAGCAGAGGUUUACAGGAUGCGCCUGACUUUGCUGGUCUUAGUAUGUUAUGGCACCCCAUAAUUUCCCUCUUACAGUGUAUUAACUGUCCUAACAGUUUUUAAGGAACCCAGGCUGACUGUAAUCAGAAUUAGACCAUGUUCGCUUAGACUCCGCUGGCCAUUGACUCUCAGAUUGGUGUUAAUUUUUUUCCUGCCUGAAUCUUACUGCCUGUCACAUCCAGGAACCCCGGAAGGCUACGCCCAGGCUGUCCCCAGCGAGGAUGCACAGCCACGAAAAGGCUUUUAGGACAGACCUUCAGAGUCACCAGUGCACGCCUCGCCUCUCCCGGGUCCCCCAGCAGUUUGACCUUUUUAUGAAUGGCACUUUGGGUCUCAAAACGAAAACCACUCCCUGUGGUUCCCGCAUCUUCCCCAACAGGGCAAGAAGACCUGUUUCCGGCCAGGCGAGGGGAGCGGUCUUUUCUGUGACUUGGGGGCCUGUGGGCAGGUGACAGGAGGCGGAGGUGGAGGCCGCGCAGGGCCCGCCCCCACCGCGCUCUCCUACACGGGAAGUGAUGUGGGGCCGGACGGAAAAAACCGCCAAGCACCCCAAAAAGGUCAGUCGCUUGGGGUCUCAAGCUCCGUGGAAGGGAGUCCGAAGAGACUGACCACCGCGGGGACGCAACACUUUGAGGACCUAGCAUUGCAGGAACGCAACACGCGGGGACAGCACAGAGACAGAGCACCAAACCGGGUGAAGCACAGAGCCCUUCAUCAUGUCGGAUGGGGAUUAUGAUUACCUCAUCAAGUUUUUGGCCUUGGGAGACUCUGGAGUGGGGAAGACCAGUGUGCUUUACCAGUAUACAGAUGGAAAAUUCAACUCCAAAUUCAUCACCACAGUGGGCAUUGAUUUCAGGGAAAAGAGAGUGGUGUACAGAGCUAAUGGACCAGAUGGUGCUGUGGGCCGAGGCCAGAGAAUCCACCUGCAGUUAUGGGACACGGCAGGGCAGGAGAGGUUUCGUAGCUUGACCACUGCAUUCUUCAGGGAUGCUAUGGGUUUCCUGCUACUGUUCGACCUGACGAAUGAGCAAAGUUUCCUCAAUGUCCGAAACUGGAUAAGCCAGCUACAGAUGCAUGCGUACUGUGAAAACCCAGAUAUAGUGCUGUGUGGAAAUAAGAGUGACCUGGAAGACCAGAGGGCAGUGAAAGAGGAGGAAGCCAGGGAACUCGCAGAGAAAUAUGGAAUCCCCUAUUUUGAAACUAGUGCUGCCAAUGGGACGAACAUAAGCCAAGCCAUCGAGAUGCUCCUGGACCUGAUAAUGAAGCGAAUGGAACGGUGUGUGGACAAGUCCUGGAUUCCAGAAGGUGUGGUGCGAUCCAACGGCCAUACUUCUGCAGAUCAGCUAAGUGAGGAAAAGGAGAAGGGGAUAUGCGGCUGUUGAGAUGAUGUCAGGCGCAGUGCAAAUGGCCGCAGCACAAGGCUCCUGCUUGUGAGCUGUGCUGUAGAGAUCCAGCCAGCACGCUGGGAUGAACAGCACUGCAUUGAAGGCCAAUUGCUUCUCCUAGUCUCCAGUAGACAUUAACUCAGCAUCCAUUUGUAACUUGUUGCAGCUUUAUAUAUCCAAGAAUUGGGAGAACUAUUUCACAGAGCCAAAAGUGCCUUGUAAAGCCUAAGCCCGUGGUGGCAGGUCAUUUGGGGAAAUUCAAGAUUUUGCAUCCAGGAAAUGUUGCAUCUGUUAUGUAGAAUGCUGAUGGUACUGUCACCUGCUGUAACACGGAUAGACCUGGAGUCUCAUUAAAGACAUUAGGAUCUCUGUGCAAUGAAAGGCCAUCAUGGUCUUGAGAAUCCAGAUUUUAAAUUCCAUACCGCAGUUGACCACCUAGAACACCACUCACAAACACUUGAAUGUUAAUAUUAUGCACACAUUGGGUCAAUGUCUUUCAGCAUUACCUUUAAUGUAAGCCUUCCCUUUGACACAAUUCAUCAAAGGGAAAGAUUACAUUAAAAUACAACCACAUCUAUAGACUGAGUAGAUUGGGUUGACUGUGGCUUUGGUGGUGGUGGGAAGGGUUUGUAGGGCAGGGGUGGGUGAAGUAGUGGAAGCAAGUGAAGUCAGAUUUUUCUGGCUGUUGGCUUCAGGGUCAUGGAGACCUAGGUGUUUAUGAGUGGUCUGUAGGUUCAGGUCCACAUCCAAGCAUAGCGAGUGUUUCUGCUGUGUGCUCGGCAAGAAACAGUUCUCUUUCUCUUUUUUUUCCUUCAUAUUUAUUUUUUUUUUCUGGCACCUACAGGCUGCAGUUUCAAUUCCUUUGUAGACUACUAAUCUGACUUUACCAUCAGGCUGAGUGUUAUUGCUAUUUCCCAGUUUGCUUUCUCUCCCAUUAGUGUAAUUGAAGGAAUCUCUUUUUAAUUCAACCACAUGUUUAUUUUCUAUCUGGAGGGAGAGCAAUGUCUGUAUUUAAGCAGUCACGUGUGUAUUCUAGCUUAAGAAAAAUGUUUUGUAGCCUGUGCUUUCACUGGGGAUAUGGGUAUUUUAUGUACUUUCAGUAUCUUGCCAAGAUCAUGUGCUCUAUUGUCUCAGUAUCUUCAUGUCCAAAAAGAGUGGUUUAAAAUCUUCUUCGUAAAAUCUGUUUCUUCAGACCUAAGGUAUCUCAUUCAGAGCAAAAUUCUUUUAAAAAUGGGCUUAAAGAAAGUAACCAAAAUUUUCAAAGAACUUCACCAAGAGGAAAAAAAAAACCCACCAAUUAUAUAUAUUUGUUUUUGAG
Messenger RNA from Cricetulus griseus (Chinese hamster), 4884 nucleotides. The record is from RefSeq and is a predicted model, not a curated record. NCBI's taxonomy places the organism in Eukaryota, Metazoa, Chordata, Mammalia, Rodentia, Cricetidae.